Pseudomyrmex gracilis is the source of this 2588-nucleotide messenger RNA. RefSeq names its product LARGE xylosyl- and glucuronyltransferase 1-like. The record is from RefSeq and is a predicted model, not a curated record. The transcript is spliced from 12 exons. Lineage: Eukaryota; Metazoa; Arthropoda; Insecta; Hymenoptera; Formicidae. The coding region runs from base 385 to 2445 and encodes 686 amino acids. Gene Ontology annotation, molecular function: xylosyltransferase activity; glucuronosyltransferase activity. Gene Ontology annotation, biological process: protein O-linked glycosylation via mannose.
UCACAAACACACACGUUGCGAGAGGUUCUAUCACGCGACGGUAGCGGUUGUUUCUUCGUGACGUUUUAUUGCGUCUCGCGUUUCGGCGUGAUACUUUGCGUUAAACUUCCUGUUACGGAGUGCGCGACGUGUAUUGUCGUCGUUAAUUGCGAUAAUUUGCGUCGUUUCUGGCAGUAACGGCAGAACUCGUCGAAUGCAUGGCAACAUUCUCACGUCACAUACAGAAAUCGUACGCAAUUGCACUUUUGCUUGACCCGGAAUCGGACUAGCCCAUCGCCGGAUGACAGUACGGGAGACGAUAAUCGAGCCGGCACUGAUUUCAGCGUGCUUCUAAUCUAAUUUGCCAUCAUAUCGCGGAUUGGGAAACAUGUGCGGCAUAUUACAAUGGCUCGAUCAUGGCUAGGAUGUCUGUUCGGUGUUUUAGUGCCAACCGUGAUUUUUUACUUAUACCUCUUAUUAAACGUACCAUCCGCGGGAGUAAGCAAGUCGAACGUUGGAGGAAAAUGGCGAUCGUCACCGGUACAGAUAGAAAGACUGAAUUUACAGGUGGAAGAUCGUUCGGCCGAAGAAUCGCAAUUAAGAAACAAUUUCGAGGUGAAAUGCGACACGAUACAUGUGGCCAUGGUUUGCGCCGGAUACAAUUCAACCUUUGCCCUCGUAACCGUGGUGAAGUCCAUUCUGUUUUAUCGCACGAAUCCGUUGCAUUUUCAUUUGCUCGCGGACGAAAUUGCGAGGAGAACGCUCUCGACCUUGUUUCGAACGUGGGAUUUGCCGCAUGUGAACGUAACGUUUUACGAUGCGGAAGCGUGGGUGCCGAGAGUCUCGUGGAUACCGAACAAGCACUAUUCCGGGGUUUAUGGUCUCUUGAAGUUAAUACUACCGGACGUGAUGCGGGAGGACAAGGUUCUCGUACUGGACACGGACGUGACCGUCUUGAACGACGUGUACCAGCUCUGGAAGAUGUUUGAGAAGUUCUCGAACGGUCAGGCACUCGGAUUGGUUGAGAAUCAGAGCAACUGGUACGUGAAGGCCUUGUCGUACGGGCAGCGGCCGUGGCCGGCCCUGGGUCGGGGAUUUAACACCGGCGUCAUGCUGAUGCACCUGCGACGCCUGCGAGACGGUAAUUUUGCGAGCUCGUGGGAGAGCGUCACCAGGAACGUGCUAAAGCACAUACUGGAGACCAGCCUGGCCGAUCAGGACGUGAUAAACGCGAUGAUCCACGAAAAUCCGACUAUUGUACACAGAAUAGAAUGUACCUGGAAUAUUCAGCUGAGCGAUCACACGCUAAGCGACACGUGUUAUCGCGACUCCAAUCGCAUAAAUAUUCUACACUGGAACUCCCCGCGGAAGCAGGAUGUUCACAAUAAGCACGUUAAUGAGUUUCGAAAGCUGCACCGAGUCUUCCUCGAGAUGGACGGCAAUUUGUUGCGAAAACGUUUAUUCGGCUGUGACAGGCACGAGGGUGCACUUUCAUACAACGAGUCGAGUCCGUGUCGGGAAUUCGAGAAGGGCGCUACCAUUUUGUAUCGCACGCAUCCCUUUCUUCUGGAGUACGAAUACAACGUCAACUCGCCGACGGAUGUUGCUCUAGUCACUCAGUGUAGUGUAGAAAGGAUACCGCUACUAGAAGCGUUGUCAAAACAUUGGUCGGGAACCAUAAGCGUUGCGCUUUAUCUGACCGACGCGGAGGUACAAAACUUUCUGGAAUUCGUGAGAGGUUCUGCGGAUUUGCGAGCGAGAAGGAACAUUGCCUAUCACAUUGUGUACAAAGACGGGGAGCUUUAUCCUAUUAAUUACUUAAGAAAUACUGCGAUGUUGUACGUAUCGACGCCAUUUAUUUUCCAACUUGACGUUGAUUUUUUGCCCCAAUUCGGGUUGUAUGAAAACCUCAUGAGCUACAUACACCGACUGAAUAUUAAUGAAUCGGACAAAGUAGCUCUUAUCGUGCCAGCAUUUGAGACUGAGCGUUACAGGUUUAUGUUUCCCAUUAAAAAAGAGGAAUUGCUCAAAUUUCUCAAACGUGGCAUCUUGUAUACAUUUCGUUAUCAUGUUUGGACUCAAGGACACGCUGCGACAAAUUACAGUCUAUAUCGAAAUAGUACAGACCCUUAUGAAGUCUCAUGGGAGCCAGAUUUUGAACCUUAUAUAGUAGUUUCAAAAUCCGCUCCGCGAUAUGACACAAGGUUCGUCGGGUUUGGAUGGAACAAAGUUUCUUACAUGACCCAUUUAACGGCAUUAGGUUAUAAGUAUAUAGUUUUGCCAGACACUUUUAUUAUUCAUCGACCUCAUGCCCCUAGCUUGGAUAUAGGAAAAUUUAGAACAAAUUCCAUGUAUAGAAGAUGUCUUAAAAAAUUGAAAGAUGAAUUUGUUGAAGAAUUAGUAGCAAAAUAUGGCAAGACUGCACUGUCAAAACUAAAGAAAGACACCAAAGAAGAGAAAACUUAAGAACACUUAUGAAUAUAAUAUUUAUAAAAUGCAUAUAUUUUUGAAUAUUGUAAUUACAUUGUUAAAUGCAGAAGAUAAUAUGUAUUGUAUUUUUUAUUGAUUACGCGAAAAUAAGUAUUUCUGAAAAAAAUAUACCGUUUCAA